Messenger RNA from Candidula unifasciata, 3541 nucleotides. Lineage: Eukaryota; Metazoa; Mollusca; Gastropoda; Stylommatophora; Geomitridae. The record is from the annotation of a GenBank genome assembly.
CAGCCCAGCCCGCUCUCCAGGAGUGGAGUCAGAAAUCAUCAUGAUGAAUGGGGUCUACAAGGAGAGGUUUCCAAAGGCCACAGCCCAGAUGGAAGAAAAGCUCAAGUCAUUCAUCGACAACAAUGCAACUCUAGACCUGGCGCAGGAGUCAGAUGCUGUGCUGUGUUUCUUGCAUUACCAGGUACUUGAGCUGGCCAGGGACUGUCUGAACAAAUCUGCGGAGAAGGUGACUUCCAAGGGCUAUUUCUAUGAGCUGCUGGACAACCUGGAGAAGUUGCUGCAAGAUGCCCGAGAGCGGUCACUGGAUGCAUACAAAAAUCUUUACCCACUAGUCAAACAACUGUUGCUCAUUGUAUCAAGGCCACUCAGACUUCUGGAGUGUUUGGAGUUUGACCCUGAAGAGUUCUACAUGCUUCUGGAAGCUGCUGAAGGUCAAGCGAAGCAGACGAUCAAAGCUGACAUUCCACAGUACAUCAUCUCUAAGCUGGGCCUGGCUGGGGACCCCUUGUCAGACAUGACUCCAGUGGACAGCUAUGACUCGUCACUGGAUCAAGGGACAGGAGCAGAAGGAGACAAGGAAGAUGAUGGAGACCCAGAGUUCGAGUCCCAGGAACAAGACGGAUCUACCCUCACCAAACCCAAACAGCCGUGCGAGGAAGAUUACGAGACAAUCAAACUGAUUAGCAAUGGAGCAUAUGCUGCUGUGUACUUGGUUCGGCACAAGGAGACUCGGCAAAGAUUUGCCAUGAAGAAGAUCUGCAAGCAGAACUUGGUGCUGAGGAAUCAGAUAGAGCAGGUGUUCCUGGAGCGAGACAUUCUGUCGUUCACCGACAAUCCCUUUGUUGUGUCCAUGUACUGCAGUUUUGAGACCAAGAAACAUCUGUGCAUGGUCAUGGAGUAUGUAGAAGGUGGUGACUGUGCCACUUUACUGAAGAAUGUUGGGAGUCUAGCUUUGGACCUGGCCAGAAUGUACUUUGCUGAGACGGUGCUAGCUCUGGAAUAUCUCCACAGUUAUGGGAUUGUCCAUCGAGAUCUGAAACCUGACAAUUUGCUGAUAACUGCCCUGGGUCAUGUCAAGUUGACUGAUUUUGGCCUCUCAAAGAUUGGACUCAUGAGCUUGACCACAAAUCUCUAUGAGGAUGCCCUGGACAAGGACUGCAAACAGUUCCGAGACAAGCAGGUGUUUGGAACACCAGAGUACAUUGCCCCUGAAGUCAUCCUCAAGUCUGGAUAUGGGAAACCUGUCGACUGGUGGUCUAUGGGCAUCAUCCUGUAUGAAUUUCUGGUGGGUUGUGUCCCAUUCUUUGGUGACACCCCUGAAGAGCUCUUCUCCCAGGUCAUCAAUGAGAGCAUACAGUGGCCAGAUGAAGAGGAGUGGUCAGUCCGUGACGAUGCCAAAGAUCUCAUCCUGGGACUGCUGCAACAUGACCCACUGCAGAGACUGGGCACAGGAGGAGCCCAGGAGGUGAAGGACCAUGUGUUCUUUGUGGGACUCAACUGGGAGAACUUGCUGAGGCAGAAGGCAGAGUUUGUACCUCAGCUGGAUGGAGAGGAUGACACCAGCUACUUUGAUAGUCGAGUUGAGAGGUACAACCACGCCAUAGACACAGAAGAUACGGAAGAUGAUGGCGAAGACUUACUGUUCCACAGCUUCUCCUCCUGCUCGCCUCGUUAUUCAAAAGUCUACAACCGAGGCCUGGAGCCGCUGAUUAAUGAUGAACUCAAGGAAAGGCGGAGACAUUCAAGUGCUGACGACUUCAGGCUUAGGGUUCUGGAGAAAAGAGCUUUGGAGCGCAAGGAUUCCAAUCAUUCUGAAGGCUCUGAUGGGUCUCUGGAGUUGAUGAGAAGAAAAGACAGUGUGCUGUCCGACACCACAGACAGUGACAGGGGGCAGCAGGAUGAUGAUGUGUACAGAGGUCAUGAAAGACAUGCCAGUGACAACCUCAGUAUAUCCGACUCAUCGCAGACUGACAGUGACUCCUGUAACUCACCUCAGGUGGUGCGAGCCAACAGGCUGCCCUUGAGGAAUAUCAUCCCCAAGUUUGCCAUCUCCUCAGAGGAGGACAAAACAACCAGCCCCAAAGAACUCUCACCAGUGGAGGAAGGAAAAGAAGGCAGCAAGGAGAGAGGUGACCAGAAAUCAAAGGGAGAUAACAAGUUAACCAUGCAGAAGUCGGUUUCUGCCAAUGCUUUGACAUUGCUCAUUACGUCUGCUGCUGGUGAUGAAUUCACAACCCCAAAAGCGGCUUCUCCGGGAGGUUCCAGCACAAGUUCCCGAGACGGAUCACCCAGCCGGGACACAUCCCCCCUGGCCCGUGGCUUGAAACCACCUAUUAUCCUCAAAAGAGGAGCUCGAGGUUUUGGUUUCAGCUUCAGGUCCAUUCGGGUGUACAUUGGAGAGUCAGAUGUGUACACAUUACAGCAUAUUGUUACUGAGGUGGAAGCCAACAGUCCCAGUUUUGAGGCUGGGCUGCGGACCGGAGAUCUCAUCACUCACAUUAACGACGAAAGUGUCCAGAGCCUCCUUCACACUCAGGUUGUUCAUCUGCUCAGCUCUGGGAGCAUCGUCAACAUCCGAGCUGUGCCCAUUGACAAAACUUCCAUCAAAGAAGGUUCCAGACGGAAAGGUAACCCAGGAAAGAUGGCUCGGCGCAGCGUUAAGAAACGUCAGCAGAAGGAUAAGGCUCAGGAGAAGAAGAAAGGGAGAAAUCUGCUCCGUCGUUUGAGCGCUAAAAAGACAGAACCUUUAUUCCAGCAUAGUCCACACCUGCCACCUGGAAGGCAGCAGUUCACACCUUUAGGCAGGUCCAUUUCCUCAGGUGAAGCCAUUUCUCUUCAUGGUAAACUAAGUCACUCAUCACCGAUGUCUCUGCCCUGGUCACCGGAUUCAUCCCAAGCAGGUUCAUCAACUUCUAGCUCACCAAGUUCAAGUGCACCCAACUCACCUGCCACACAGGUAACAGUCGCCACUGCCCACAUGGGUCGACCCAGUUCUUUGCAGGUAGUUAAACAUAAGAAGACCGCCAGUCUCAAGUCUCCACACCGGCGGAAGUCAGUCCAUAACUUCCCACUGUCACCUCUGGCUCGAACGCCCUCUCCUUCUGCAAUGACAUCAGCUCCGGCCAGAAGUCCUUCUCCGUUGACACUGCCUCAGGGACACCAGGUUGGCAGCUCCAACAUGCCCCAGCAGACAAUACCUUCCCACCUCAACAGCCACUCAACCUGCCAGCAGCAUGCUUCUGCUGCCACCAGCAAGAAAUCCUUGGCAACCCCUUCUCCGGUUAAAUCCCUCGCCCACUCCACCACAUCCUCCUUUCCCCCACCAAACGCAAGAAUCGCUCUGGGUCGACCCAAAAGCUGUGAGCCAGAAUCUCCCAUUAUCAAAAGACGAACAUCCUCGCCCGAAAGGCUUCAUCCAAGCUCAGCCAAUCAGAGGAUAGCAGGCACGAGUAGUGGAGGGGUUGUGGACAAACUGCCUCCCCCGCACAGAAAAGUAUCCCUACAGGAGAGGUCAUCAGCUCCACAUUCUGCUCCACCCUGA